This is a messenger RNA of Procambarus clarkii (red swamp crayfish), 802 nucleotides long. RefSeq names its product Thioredoxin 2 (gene Trx2). The record is from RefSeq and is a predicted model, not a curated record. NCBI's taxonomy places the organism in Eukaryota, Metazoa, Arthropoda, Malacostraca, Decapoda, Cambaridae. Gene Ontology annotation, cellular component: cytosol. Gene Ontology annotation, molecular function: protein-disulfide reductase activity.
GUUGUGACAUCACGGGAAGGUGACUGGCACAAGCGAAGGGAAGGUCCCGCACUCGAGCGUCAGCAGCACAGGCGGCCACUUCAUCCCUCCCUCCCGGCUUGUGUCAAUCUUCAAACAUGGUCUACAAAGUUAAUGACAAGGAUGACUUUGACAAGCAGCUAUCUGAAGCUGGUGGAAAGUUGGUCAUUGUUGAUUUUUAUGCAACCUGGUGUGGGCCUUGCAAGAUGAUUGCACCCAAGCUUGAGGCUAUGAGUCAGGAGAUGGAUGACGUAGUAUUCCUGAAGGUGGAUGUUGAUGAAUGUGAGGAUGUAGCUAUGGAACACCAGGUUUCUUGCAUGCCCACCUUUGUAUUCUUCAAAGAGGGCAAGAAGGUAGAGUCUUUCUCUGGGGCUAACGAAGAAAAGAUUCGUGAUGCCAUUGAAAGACUUCGAUAAAGUUGUUUGGUUAUUUUAAGGGCUUUACGUACAUUUAGUUCACGUUUAUUGAAUUGCAUUACCACACAAACCAUUUUUGUAACUAAUUGCAAUGGGUUAACCAUAUUGUUUCAUCAGUGUUGACAUUACUUAAGAUAUUGUCAAGGUUAGUAAAGUUUCAUUCUAAUGCAUUGCUGUUACCGUUAUAUACUUGUUUAAGUAACUUAUAUGUUUUUGAGUAAAUUUUAAAUCUUGGCAAUGUAUUUAAUUUUUCAGUUUUUAAUAGAAGCGUGUCAAACUUCAAAAGGAAUUGCUUAUAUUAUGGAUUUGUGCCUUCUAGUUGUAAUAUUUUAAAAUUCUUAAUGGGCAAUAAAAUAAUGAAUGCAAAA